AUGUUGUUUUGCUUUAUUUAUAUAUUAUUUGAACUAAGUAGAGCGGUAGAUAUCGAAAAUGAUUUCGGGGUGCUUAAGCAAGAUUUAAAGAAUCAAAAAUUCUCCCAAAAAGAGAAAAAAAUUAGCAAAAUUUCCUGCUUUAAAAAUUUUAUUCAUUCAGUAACUAAUUUAGAUAUAGUCUUCUUUGGUUUAGUAUUAAUCCUCAUCGUUCUUUUAAUAAUGAUUUUACCUCCUACUAUUCUUUGUUUUUGUUGUCGGUGGCAAUGGUAA
Molecule: messenger RNA, 270 nt
Organism: Vairimorpha ceranae
Lineage: Eukaryota; Fungi; Microsporidia; Nosematidae
Exons: 1
Coding region: 1-270 (89 amino acids)
Source: RefSeq, a predicted model, not a curated record